Messenger RNA from Acyrthosiphon pisum (pea aphid), 1782 nucleotides. Its product is annotated as piggyBac transposable element-derived protein 2-like. The coding region runs from base 1 to 1782 and encodes 593 amino acids. NCBI's taxonomy places the organism in Eukaryota, Metazoa, Arthropoda, Insecta, Hemiptera, Aphididae. The record is from RefSeq and is a predicted model, not a curated record. The transcript has 3 exons.
AUGAACAAAAAAUUAGUUGACAAAGAAAUUAUUCAUUUACUUGAAAUACCUUCCGGGUCGGAAGAUGGGUUUGAGACUGAGAGUGACGUUGAAAAUGAAAAGGUUGAUUUAUGGAAUGAGUAUGGGGAUUUAUUAGACGAAACAAAUAUUGAGAAAUUUGAAAAACUUUUAUCUGAACAAUUUAAUGUUGAUACAAUUCUAGAUGAUAAAGUUGAACUUCCAAUUUUCGAGCAUGUGUACGACGAGCCUCAAACUUCUAUUGAAACUAAUACCACUGAUUUAUUUUUGCCCUCCACAUCUUCUGUUCAACAAAGAACACGUAAAGUACCAAAACUUUCCAAAAACAAAUGUUAUCGAUCCAAACGUAAUAAUCCUGUACCACCUAUUAUUCAAAAUCAUAUUCCGAUUGAAAUAAAAGAAAUUACAUGGUCAAAAGAUAAUUUUCCACCUGUAGAUACUACUUUUCUCGGAAACUCGACUUUACCAGAAGAUAUUAUGGAAUUAGAGACACCUUAUCAAAUUUUUAAAUUACCUUUUAUCGUAGACUUGAUGCAACAUAUUUGUGAUGAAACUUAUAAAUAUGGUCUACAAAACAGUUUAUCUAAUCCAUUAAAAAUGUCUACAAAUGAUUUACAAAAAUAUAUUGGGGUACUUGUCCUAAUGAGUAUAGUAAAUAUUUCAAAUGUUAGAAAAUAUUGGUCACCAUACUUAGGCAAUGAUGUUAUCAAAGACACAAUGAACCUGAAUACUUUUGAAAAAAUUAGAAAGGAACAUUUAGCUGUUGACGAGCAAAUGUGUAGCACCAAAGCUAGAAGCUCGGUAAAAGUUUAUAUGCCUAACAAGCCACAUAAGUGGGGCUAUAAAUUGUUCGUUCUUAGUGGUGCCUCCGGUUUCGCUUAUAAUUUUGAACUUUUUACGGGCCAAGAAAACAAUUCGGAGCUACGAAAUAAAAAUGAACCAGAUUUAGGUUCCAGCGCUAAUGUAGUAGUUCGUCUAGGAAGAGUUAUACCAAAACAUCAAAAUUAUAAAUUAUUUUUUGAUAACUAUUACACAACCUUACCACUAUUAGUUUAUUUGAAAAAAGAAAAUAUACUCUCCCUAGGUACUGUUCGAAGAAAUAGGCUUAAGAAUGUAGUGUUGCUUGAUGAUUCAACUAUGCUAAAAAAACCCAGAGGAACAUAUGAUCAUUGUGUCACUAAUAUUAGAAAUACAGAUAUAGUCGCGAUUACAUGGAAAGACACGAAAAAUGUAAAUUUAUUGUCAACUUUUGCUGCUAUUGAGCCUGUUACGAAAGUUAGUAGAUAUGAUAGGAAAAUGAAUAAAAGAGUUGAAGUGGAUUGUCCCCAUAUUAUAAAAGUAUACAAUACUCACAUGGGAGGUGUCGACUUACUGGAUGGAUUACUUGGAAGGCACAAAAUUAAAAUGCGAAGUCGCAAGUGGUAUAUGCGAUUAUUUUAUCACUUACUAGACGUCACCAUAGUAAAUUCUUGGCUGUUACACAAACGAAUCCAAAAUCAAAAAUUAGACAACAAUAAUGUUUUACCAUUAAUGGAAUUUAGAGAACAACUUGCCAUAACUUUGUGUACAAAACAAAAAGAAAAGGCACCACCAAAAGAAAUUAGGACCGAUAGAUAUGACCAUUGGCCAGUUCCCAAUCAGAAAAAAACUAGGUGCAAGAAACCUGGUUGCAAAGGAUUUACAUUUUCAAAAUGUGGAAAGUGUAAUGUUAGUUUGUGUUGUGGAAAAGGGUUAGAGUGCUUUACACUGUGGCAUACAACGUAG